Molecule: messenger RNA, 647 nt
Organism: Pistacia vera
Lineage: Eukaryota; Viridiplantae; Streptophyta; Magnoliopsida; Sapindales; Anacardiaceae
Exons: 1
Coding region: 75-563 (162 amino acids)
Source: RefSeq, a predicted model, not a curated record
UUUCUCAUCAUAGCCCAGAUAAGCGUCUCUCAGUCUUACUGUCUGUAUCAUCAUCCAAACUUCUAAACAAAAUCAUGGACAUGGAUGCUCGAUAUUAUGCGCCGGAAACUUAUGAAUAUGGGAAUUUCUCGGAUGAUCAAAAGAAUAUGGCAUGUUCAAGUACUGAUGAUAUUUCACCAUUGGAAAAUGAUCAUUAUCCACCAAAAGUUACAACUACUGAGAAAUCAUUUGAUCCAAGAUUACUUGUGUUGUUAGAAUAUUUCAGGGAACUCUACGAACGAAAAGGAGACUUGUUCAGGAAAAUAUUUCCAGGAAUUCAUGACGAGUUUGUCGAAUUUUCCAAGAAAAUUGGCCAAUUGUCGUCCCGCGUGAAAUCUCAUGAUCAAAUGAGAGGUGUGAGAACUAUGCAAAGGAGUUUAAGCGUUGGUUCGCCACGCACUCGUGCCAUAGCAGGCGAUGAAUCGCCAUUGAGGCUUGAACGGUUUACGAUUCGGACGGUAAUUCUGGACGGAAUUUCCCAGGGUGGUGGCCAAGGUGGCAGUCAGCAGGGUGACAGUAACUGACCAAGACUCGUGGGAAGAAAAAAGAAAAGCAGUAGGCAUGCUUCAAAUUUUGUGGCAGCUAUAGUGUAUUGUUUAAUUGAUUUG